AUGCGUAUCGGCGCUGUAGAUUACUACCAACGGUUCCAAGUGGUUGCAUUCCAGGGCGGUGCGAUGAUUGGGCAUUGUGCUGAGUCAGAAGCCAGGGGCUGCCAAUUUUCACACGCAAGAUCUUAUUUGCCUCUGGGACGUCCCGAGGGAACCGGAAAGAUUUUGACGCCGAUGAAUCUCCAUUCCGCCAAACGGAGCACACAUGCACCACUAAUGUGCCAAGCGGACGCCGGUGGAUCACAGUCGUCUCAUGUCCUCCUACCUCUGGGCGGCGGCCCAUCAAUCACAGUCUAUAGGGCUGCCAUGGCCCUUAUGCCUGCAUUUGUGGGCCAACGAGCCAUGGCGAAUGCGGAGAGUCAGAGAUUUGCGGUGUUCAAACUUUGGAUCAGAAUGCUGGCCCGACAUUCCAUACAUCUGUCUUUGCCUUCGGCAGUUGGUGGGCCGUUUUCAGGAUGA
Molecule: messenger RNA, 456 nt
Organism: Aspergillus niger
Lineage: Eukaryota; Fungi; Ascomycota; Eurotiomycetes; Eurotiales; Aspergillaceae
Exons: 3
Coding region: 1-456 (151 amino acids)
Source: RefSeq, a predicted model, not a curated record